UGAAUUUGGGGACUUGAAUUACAGAAAUGCAAAAGCUCUCCUGGAGCAGCCACGCCUUCAAAUUUGGGCUGGGAGGGAGCUUGACGGAGCUGGGGAUAUGGCGAUGCCAAUCGCUCGAUGUCUGCCUCGAUUGCUGCCGAGAUACUGCUCAACGGCAUGAUUUGAAAGCUCGUUGGAUUCACUCUAUUCUCCUUGUUGGUCAGCAACUGGAAUCAUCAAUUGCAUUUUUCUCGAGCUCCGGUCAAGAACGGUUCUUGCUGGAAAUCAAUCAAGAAUUUUAGGUUUGGAGUCGGGCAAGGUGAGGCAGAACUGGGACGUGCCUUUACUUCUCAAGCCUUGCAGUCUAUUCAAGCUUCUCCACUCUUCGAUAAUUCACGUUAUCCAUUCGCUGAGGCCAAUCGAACAAACUUGCAAUUCUUGAAACACCAGGGAUCACCUUUUUGUAAGAGAGCAUCUGCUCUCUCUAAUUAUAGGCGCUGCGCAACGGCUUCAUCGACAGGGAUAGCUGAGCAAGCAUCUAGCCAAGGUGAAAACCAAAUGGCGAGCUCAACACCGCACAAUGACGAGUCCAUUUCUUAUCUUUCCCAAGCUGAGGCCUCAGCCAUCGACGAGUUGCUUAUGGGAGAACUUGGUUUUUCAAUUGAUCAGCUCAUGGAAUUGGCAGGAUUGAGUGUGGCAUCAGCUGUUUCUGAGGUUUACGAAGCAAACCACUAUCGUCGGGUACUAAUUAUUUGUGGACCUGGCAAUAAUGGAGGAGACGGGCUUGUGGCUGCUCGGCAUUUGUGCCAUUUUGGAUACAAACCAACCAUCUGUUAUCCAAAACGGACCAAUAAGCCUUUGUACCAAGGACUUGUGACUCAGUUGGAAAGCCUGAAAAUACCUUUUGUAUUACCAGAGGAGCUACCCUCGAAACUGAAAGAUCAAUUUGACCUUGUCAUUGACGCCAUGUUUGGGUUUUCGUUUCAUGGUAUACCACGUCCACCAUUCGAUUCCCUACUUCGAAAACUGGUGGCACCAAAUGGAAAGAAAGCUGAGGAAGUGGGAGUCCCACCUAUUGUGUCAGUGGAUAUACCAUCUGGUUGGCACGUCGAGAAUGGAGACACCGAAGGCACCUGUUUACGGCCUGAUAUGCUGGUUUCAUUGACAGCACCUAAACUUUGUGCAAAAAUGUUUAAGGGUGCUCAUCAUUAUGUCGGGGGUCGGUUUGUUCCCCCAGCAAUUGUUGAAAAAUUUUCCGUUCGUCUACCGUCGUAUCCUGGUCAUUCCAUGUGCGUACGUAUAAGCCCUACGGAAUCACAGCCCGUAGACAUUGCAGCGCUUAGACUUAAUUAUGUUGGUUUUGAACUGCUCGAAGAAUCGGCUAAAAAAGAUCCCUUUGAGCAGUUCAAAACGUGGUUUGAUGAAGCUGUUUCACGUAAAGUAUCAGAGCCGAAUGCCAUGACCUUGGCAACGGCUAGUGAAAAUGGACAACCGUCUGCGCGAUUGGUGCUACUGAAAGCCCUUGAUGAACGAGGCUUUGUUUGGUAUACCAACUAUGAUAGUCGGAAGGCAGCCGAAUUGAAAGCCAAUCCAAAAGCCUGUUUGGUCUUUUUCUGGGAACCCCUGCACCGCUCUGUGCGAAUUGAAGGCAGUGUUGAAAUGGUUUCUUCGGAAGAAUCAGAUUCCUAUUUCCACAGCCGCCCUAGAGGGAGCCAGAUUGGUGCUCUUGUCAGUGCUCAGAGUUCUGUCAUACCUGGACGACAUGUGCUGGACAAGGCGAACGAGGAGCUGAAUGCAGAAUAUGCUGAUGGAAAAUUCAUUCCGAGGCCGGCUCAUUGGGGAGGCUUCCGGUUAAUCCCUGAAAUGAUCGAGUUCUGGCAGGGUAGAGAGUCGCGCCUGCAUGACAGGUUGCGUUACACAAGAGAAGGUGAUAGCAACGGACAGAAGACUUGGAAAAUCGACCGUCUAUCGCCGUAAUUUGUUUCCAUACAUUUGAGGGAGGAGAGGGGAAAGCUGGAGUGCUUCAAAUCUUGAGCAGCCCUUGGCCAAGACAAUGUGGAUGAAGGCAGCGUUAUAGUACUGAAACGUAGGAGUGACUGAUGAGCAGAGGUUACUUCAUAAUGCCAGUAUUGUGAUGUGGAGUUGAAGUGCAAUGGAAUAACAUUUGGGUAAAAUUAAGACUACAUUCCUUUAUGCAUACAUUAUAUCACAAGCUACAUAUGCAGUUAAUAUGAAGUUAGAGGAAGCAUCUAAUUACAUGCUAUGGAGCUAUAGAGUUCAAAUGAUUCUAAUGCAAGAAAAUUUGUAGAGAUUGAUUGAAACA
Messenger RNA from Physcomitrium patens, 2302 nucleotides. Its product is annotated as pyridoxine/pyridoxamine 5'-phosphate oxidase 1, chloroplastic. The record is from RefSeq and is a predicted model, not a curated record. NCBI's taxonomy places the organism in Eukaryota, Viridiplantae, Streptophyta, Bryopsida, Funariales, Funariaceae. Gene Ontology annotation, molecular function: pyridoxamine phosphate oxidase activity; FMN binding. Gene Ontology annotation, biological process: pyridoxine biosynthetic process.